CACACCAAUAAGCUUUUUUGUCCUCAUGCAGAAAAAAUCUCCAUUAUAUAAAAUAGUUACUGUUACCAGCAGCUAGCAUAGUCCCAAGUCCAAAGUCUCUUCUAUUCCUCAACUUGAUAUUGUGAAAGACAUUAGCUAAAAGAGUUGAAGAUCAGAAUUUUUAAGAGGAGAUGGAGAUCACUAACGUUAACGAGUAUGAAGCCAUCGCUAAGGAGAAAUUACCAAAGAUGGUGUAUGAUUACUAUGCUUCUGGUGCAGAAGACCAGUGGACUCUUCAAGAGAACAGAAACGCUUUCUCUCGAAUCUUGUUUCGGCCUCGGAUUUUGCUUGAUGUAAGCAAGAUUGAUAUGACUACUACUGUCCUGGGAUUCAAAAUAUCUAUGCCGAUCAUGGUUGCUCCAACUGCUAUGCAGAAGAUGGCUCAUCCCGAGGGUGAGUAUGCUACGGCUAGAGCUGCUUCCGCCGCCGGAACUAUCAUGACACUAUCUUCAUGGGCGACAUCUAGCGUUGAAGAGGUUGCUUCGACAGGACCUGGAAUCCGCUUUUUCCAGCUCUACGUCUACAAGGACAGGAACGUGGUGGCUCAGCUCGUGAGAAGAGCAGAGAGAGCUGGUUUCAAAGCAAUCGCCCUCACUGUCGAUACACCGAGGCUUGGUCGCAGAGAAUCUGAUAUCAAGAAUAGGUUUACAUUGCCACCUUACUUGACCUUGAAGAAUUUUGAAGGCCUUGACCUCGGCAAGAUGGAUGAGGCAAAUGACUCAGGACUAGCAUCCUACGUGGCUGGACAAAUUGAUCGUACCUUGAGCUGGAAGGAUGUGCAGUGGCUUCAGACAAUCACAAAGCUGCCUAUUCUGGUGAAAGGUGUGCUCACAGCUGAGGAUGCAAGGAUGGCAGUACAAGCAGGAGCAGCCGGUAUCAUCGUGUCCAACCAUGGUGCUCGCCAGCUCGACUACGUACCAGCCACAAUCAUAGCCCUAGAAGAGGUUGUUAAAGCAGCUCAGGGAAAGAUUCCAGUGUUCUUAGACGGUGGGAUUCGCCGUGGGACUGAUGUCUUCAAAGCUCUCGCCCUGGGAGCCUCGGGCAUAUUUAUCGGACGGCCGGUGGUGUUCUCGUUGGCGGCGGAAGGAGAAGCCGGAGUGAGGAAAGUGCUACAGAUGAUGAGAGAAGAAUUCGAACUCACAAUGGCACUAAGUGGGUGCACUAGUUUAAAAGAGAUCACACGUAACCACAUUGUCACUGAUUGGGAUGCUCCUCAGGCACGAUUAGUCCCAAAGUUGUAGAUAAAACAUUUAUGUACUUAAUUAUUGUCUCCUUCGUCGUCUAUCCUUUGAUUUUUGUAUUUAAUGAUAUAUCGCGUUUCAUCAAAAGUCUUAUUCUAUCA
Capsella rubella is the source of this 1381-nucleotide messenger RNA. Its product is annotated as (S)-2-hydroxy-acid oxidase GLO1. Gene Ontology annotation, cellular component: peroxisome. NCBI's taxonomy places the organism in Eukaryota, Viridiplantae, Streptophyta, Magnoliopsida, Brassicales, Brassicaceae. The transcript is spliced from 11 exons. Bases 171 to 1280 code for a protein of 369 amino acids. The record is from RefSeq and is a predicted model, not a curated record. Gene Ontology annotation, molecular function: FMN binding; oxidoreductase activity.